AACCAGAGUGAUGAUGGGAGCACUUUUUCAAGAAACCUGCAGAUGAUGCGAAGGAAGAAAAAUCGGUUAGCAGCACAGAAAUGUCGAGAGAAGAAGAAAGAACGGAUCCGAAUUUUGGAAGAGGAAAUCAAGUCACUAAUUAAAGAAAAUUAUAGUUUAAAACAGACAAAUUAUGAAUUAGGAGAAAAAUUGGCUGAACAAGAAAAGAAACUGGAGGAAGCCCAAUGUUACAUCCGUUCCACAGAUCGUAGCCAUCAUAUAGAAAAUACAUAUCAAGUCUACCACAAUAAACAGCAGCAGAUUUUAGCAGCACCAAAUACCCUCAGCAAGAAUACGAUAACUGAUAAUGUUUCUUACGGACAUCACAGGCACCAUAAUUCUAUGGCACCCAAUAAUUUUCUGACAAAUUUCAUAGAUUGUUUAUAAAUAAAUAAACAAUCAAACAAACCAAAAAUGGAACAUUAAUUUAGAGAAUAAAACAAGGAAUGAACACCCCACCCCAUACAUACAUACAUACACAUAUAUAUAUUUGAAAAAA
Molecule: messenger RNA, 538 nt
Organism: Octopus sinensis (East Asian common octopus)
Lineage: Eukaryota; Metazoa; Mollusca; Cephalopoda; Octopoda; Octopodidae
Product: transcription factor AP-1
Exons: 3
Coding region: 43-426 (127 amino acids)
Biological process (GO): regulation of DNA-templated transcription
Molecular function (GO): DNA binding; DNA-binding transcription factor activity
Source: RefSeq, a predicted model, not a curated record